AUGUACAUCAAAUCAAUUGUUAUUGAUGGAUUUAAAUCAUACGCACAGAGGACAGAGAUUAAUGGCUUCGAUCCAUUGUUUAAUGCCAUUACAGGUUUGAAUGGUAGUGGUAAAUCAAACAUUUUGGAUUCAAUAUGUUUUUUGCUGGGUAUUUCAAAUCUUUCCCAGGUGCGGGCAACUAAUUUACAAGAUUUGGUAUACAAAAGUGGCCAAGCCGGUGUCACCAAAGCAACAGUUAGCAUUGUCUUUGACAACUCGGAUAAAAAAAAUGGACCUCUUGGUUAUGAGCAGUAUGAUGACAUUACUGUCACCAGACAGGUUGUUAUUGGAGGGCGUAAUAAAUACAUGAUCAAUGGAAUCACAGCCCAGCACAAACGUGUCCAAGACUUGUUUCAGUCUGUGCAGCUGAAUGUAAACAAUCCACAUUUUCUCAUCAUGCAGGGGCGGAUCACCAAAGUGCUCAAUAUGAAACCUCCAGAGAUUCUCUCAAUGAUUGAAGAAGCUGCAGGAACCCGGCUUUAUGAAACCAAAAAAGAAUCUGCCCAACGUACAAUUGAGAAAAAAGAUGCCAAACUUGCUGAAAUUGAAACGGUUUUACGUGAGGACAUCAACCCUACAUUGACUAAGUUACGAGAGGAGCGAUCAUCUUACCUGGAAUAUCAGAAAAUUACCCGGGAACUUGAGCAUUUAACCAAACUGUACAUUGCCUACCAGUUUAUGCGUGCUGAGGAAAGAAAGAAAAAAUCAGCAGAUGAAGUGGUUGAAAUUGCUGAAGCCAUUGAAAAAUUGAAUGAAAACAUAUCUUCAGUUGAAGAGGAAAUUAAGAGAGUCAGCAAUGUUAUUGAAGAAUUGGAAAAGAAGAAAGAUCAGGAAAGUGGUCAGCAAAUGGAUAAAGUUCAAAAGGCAUUGAGUGAGGCCCAGAUGAUUAAUGCCAAAGUACAGAGUGCACGAGACAGCAAAAAAGAAAGCUUAAAAGCUGAAGAAAAUAAGAAGAAAUCUUUGCUCAAGCAGAAAGAUGAUAAUAGCAAGUCAAUUGUAUCACGAGAAAAGGAUUUAACAAAGAUGUUAGCUGCAACUGAACAGCUACAAAAGCAAAGUGAACAAGAUGCUGAGAACUACACUAUUGCACAGAAACAUCUUCAUGCCAUAACUGCUGGACUGUCCAGUAAUGAUGAUGGACAAGCAGCCACUCUCAAUGACCAGCUUCUUACUGCUAAAAAUGAAAUCAGCAAUGCUGCUACAGAAACGAAGCAAGCUCAAAUGCGGUUGAAACAUUCCCAGGAGGAGGUGAAGAAGAAACAAACAGAACUGAAAAAAACUGAGCAAAGUUAUAAGAAGAAUGAAGCAGAAUAUAAAGCUGCCCAAGAGAGCCUUAAAAAAAUUGAGGCUGAACUAAAGAAAUUGAACUAUGAUGAAAACAGAGAAAAGACAUUGACCGUUGAAAAGAAAAAGCUCACUGAAGAUGUUCAUCAUUUGCAAGAAAAAUUUGAUACACUUGAGUCUAAGGUUCCUCACUUAAAUUUCCAGUAUACCAAUCCUGAACCUGGCUUUGAUCGGAGUAAAGUUCAUGGUUUAGUGUGUAAACUGGUAAAAGUACAAGAUCCUGAGACAGGGACUGCUCUUGAAGUUGUUGCAGGCAGUAAGCUGUACAAUGUUGUGGUGGACACCGAAGUUGUUGGCAAAAAAUUGGUACAGAAAGGACAAUUAAAACGACGUUACACAAUUAUUCCUUUGAACAAGAUUGUAUCCAGGAAAAUAAGUUCUGACAUUGUGCAGAAAGCUAAUACUUUGGUUGGUAAAGGAAAUGUGCAUACAGCACUUUCAUUGGUUGGAUAUGAAGAGGAACUAAAGGCUGCCAUGGAAUAUGUAUUUGGUUCUAGCUUUGUUUGUAAGAAUAUGGACUUAGCCAAAAAAGUGACUUUUAAUGAAAAUAUCAUGAAGCGAAGUGUAACUUUGGAAGGUGAUUCUUUUGAUCCUGCUGGUACCUUAACUGGAGGUUCUCGACCACAAACCAGUUCAAUUUUGGUUAAACUGCAAGAAUUGAUUCAAGUUGAAGAGGAACUACGAACAAAGCAGGCACUUUUGGAUAAAGUCGUAAAAGAAUUGAAUGCCAUGCAAAAAAUGUCUGGAAAAUUCCAACAGUUAACUCAGCAGUCUGAACUGAAGAUGCAUGAAACAGAAUUGCUUAAAACCAAACUGGAACAGACUUCUCACCAUCAGCAAAUGGAAGAGGUUAACAAUCUAUUAAAAAAUAUUGAUGAGCAGAAAGAGAUUCUGAAAAAUGCUGAGGAAGUAGACAAGAAAGCCAAGCAAAAGGUGAAGGACUUGGAAUAUAAGAUGAAGAAUGCAAAAGAAAUCAGAGAGAAGGAAUUAAAACAAGCAGAGACAGCACUUGACAAAGCGAAAAAGAAAAAAGAAGAAUCUGGCAAACAAAUGAAGCAAAAACAACAGGAAAUUGAUACUGUGAAAUUAGAUAUUGAAGAGUUGAAAAAAGAAAUUCUUAGUUAUGAUGAGCAGCUGAAAAAUGUCGAAGAAGCAAUUACUACUUACAAACAACAAAUGGAAGAUGUUAAUGAACAGUUGGCUGAAACUAACGCCCAAGUUAAAGAAGCUCAGGAAAACUUGAAUAAACAAAAAGAAUUAUUAAAUGCAUGCAACCAAGAAAUACGUGUAGCUAACAAGGAACUGAAGGAUUUUCAAGAUAAAAAAAAGAAAAUCAACUUGGAAAUCCAACAACUGGACCACAAAAAAACCAAGUUACAAAAAGAGUCCAAAGAUACAGUAUCACAGGUGGAGAAUUUACUGAAGAAAUAUGAUUGGAUCACAGAUGAAAAGAAAUUUUUUGGAAAGCCAAACACAGCAUAUGAUUUUGAAGCUAAUGACCCGGUGGUAGCUGAGGCUCGUAUUCAUAAAUUGCAGGAGACAAAGGACAAAUUAUGCCACACAAUCAACAUGCGGGCUAUGAACAUGUUAGAGAAAGCAGAAGAAGAGUAUAAUGAUCUGAUGAAAAAACGAAAGAUAGUAUUGAAUGACAAAAUGAAAAUUGCGCAGGUGAUUGCUGAGUUGGAUGAAAUGAAGAAAGAAGCAUUGAAGAAAGCAUGGGAACAAGUUAACAAGGACUUUGGUUCAAUAUUCUCUACAUUGCUUCCUGGUACCAAAGCAAAACUGCAACCACCUGAAGGAAUGACUGUGUUGGAUGGACUUGAGGUGAAAGUAGCCUUUGGAGAUGUUUGGAAAGAAUCUCUUAGUGAACUCAGUGGUGGUCAGAGGUCUUUGGUUGCUCUUUCUCUAAUUCUGGCCAUGUUGCUCUUCAAACCUGCUCCCAUCUACAUUCUGGAUGAAGUUGAUGCUGCCUUGGACUUGUCUCACACACAAAACAUUGGACACAUGAUCAAAAACCAUUUCAAACAUUCACAGUUUAUUGUUGUCUCUCUCAAAGAUGGAAUGUUCAAUAAUGCCAACACUCUCUUCAAGACGAAAUUUGUUGAUGGGGUUUCUACUGUCACCAGGCAUACUCAGAGCCAGAAAUCCAUAUCCAAAGAACGAAAGAAUCCCUAG
This is a messenger RNA of Acanthosepion pharaonis, 3558 nucleotides long. The record is from the annotation of a GenBank genome assembly. NCBI's taxonomy places the organism in Eukaryota, Metazoa, Mollusca, Cephalopoda, Sepiida, Sepiidae.